AUGACUGCACACCAAAGUGAGUUGAUUCAAGCUGGCUUGAAUAAUUUUCUUAUGAUUGGGGAUGUUUAUCGUAGAGAUGAAAUUGACAGAACACAUUACCCAGUGUUUCACCAAGUAGAUGUAGUGAGAUUGAAAACAAGGGAAGAAAUAUUCAUCAAUAAUGAAAACUUGCACAUUUUUGAAGAAGGAAACAACACAUCCUUCACAGGUGAUCAAGAAAAACAGAGUCAUCAUACUUUGGAGGCAGUCAAGUUGAUGGAAUAUGAAUUGAAGGGUACUCUGGUUGAACUUGCAAAGUGUUUGUUUGGGGAAGAUGUCAAAUAUCAAUGGGUAGAUGCAUACUUUCCUUUCACUCUACCCUCUUGGGAACUAGAAAUUUUUCAUGAUAAUGAUUGGAUGGAAUUGUUGGGGUGUGGUAUAAUGCACCAAAAAAUAUUGAGCAAUGUUGGAGUGACUGAUAAAAUUGGUUGGGCUUUUGGAUUGGGAUUAGAAAGGAUAGCAAUGUGUCUAUAUAAAAUUCCAGAUAUUCGUCUCUUUUGGUCCAAAGAUUCUGGGUUUUUGAACCAAUUCAAUACUGAGGAUGUUAACAAGAAUAUCAUCUAUGUUCCAAUUAGUCAGUAUCCUCAAUGUGUCAAUGAUAUCAGUUUUUGGCUUCCCAAUUCACAGUUUUCCUGUAAUGAUUUCUAUGAUCUGGCAAGGAGUCUUGGUGGUGAUCUGAUUGAACAAGUUCAAUUGAUAGACACUUUUACACAUCCCACAACUCAGAAAGUGAGCCACUGUUAUAGAAUUACUUAUAGGCAUAUGGAGAGAACCCUGACUCAAGCUGAAGUGAAUGUUAUUAAUAAAAGUAUUGAAACUGUUAUUACUGAACUUGGAGGGAAGAUUAGAUAG
Phaedon cochleariae (mustard beetle) is the source of this 891-nucleotide messenger RNA. Lineage: Eukaryota; Metazoa; Arthropoda; Insecta; Coleoptera; Chrysomelidae. The record is from the annotation of a GenBank genome assembly.